Molecule: messenger RNA, 2322 nt
Organism: Saccoglossus kowalevskii
Lineage: Eukaryota; Metazoa; Hemichordata; Enteropneusta; Harrimaniidae
Product: proto-oncogene tyrosine-protein kinase ROS-like
Biological process (GO): positive regulation of kinase activity; cell surface receptor protein tyrosine kinase signaling pathway; multicellular organism development
Cellular component (GO): plasma membrane; signaling receptor complex
Molecular function (GO): ATP binding; transmembrane receptor protein tyrosine kinase activity; protein binding
Source: RefSeq, a predicted model, not a curated record
ACAACUUAAUAUAUCAUUAGCUGCAUACACAUACUGGGCAACAUCACAGACAGUACAUGUAAUCAGAAGCUCUCCUAUGUCAGUUCCAAGUAUUCCUGAGAAUUGUAGAUACUUUACCACGGUGAAUAAAGAUAUUUAUAAAGAACAUAUUGAUAUCUUUGCUGAUAUCCGAUGGGAGACACCUACUGUUAUCAAUGGUUUGCUGCUUGGUUAUCAUAUCUAUGUGUCAUUACCAGUUAAUGAUACAAUUAUUUGGUACAACAUGACGGUUGGCAGUGAUGUUAAUAGAUACAUCUUACCUAAUCUAACUGAAAACAGUAUUUACAAUGUGCAGAUUGAUGCAUUUACUGCCAUUGGUAAUGGUGAGUCUUCUCAGGUUAUGAUUAUUGACACACAAGUUGAAAAGCCAGCUCCUAAAUUACUAGUUGUUGAAAAUGAUGGCAUAAUGGAACAAGAUGUAGAUAGUGGAAAUACAAAUAUUAUAUCAUCAACAGAAGAAGUAUUAUUUGUUGGAUAUAUUUUCCAUAGUUCUCAACUGUUAUGGGUGGAUGCAGACACAGUUUACCUUGAUAGCAAACAGUUGGUGAGUGGAUUAUCUGUGCCACAAGGCUUUGCUGUAGAUUGGAUUGGACAAGCAAUAUACUGGACACAGAAUGACAAUACUGGGGGCAGCAUUCAUUAUUAUAAUCUCAAUAGUAUUGAACAAAUUAAAACAACAGAAAUUGUAAAAACUGUUGUUGAUGUGGGACAAAUUGUUGUGGAUCCAUAUCACAGUACAAUAUUGUGGAUAGAAGAGACAGAAAUAAGUGUUCAACUCAUGAAAUCAGGUCUUCACGGAGAACGACCUGCUGUAGCUUCAAAUGGACGAAGACACAGAGACUUAUCAGAACAUUGUAAUUGCCAAGCUAAUAUAACUAUAGGUCAUGUGUUUACCAUUGACCAAUCAGAUGCUAAUAAUCCAUGGUUAUAUUGGUCAGAUGGAAAUGAGGGUCAUUUGUGGAGGUCAGAUACAGCCAUCUGUCAAUGUCAAAAACUGUUUGAUGUAAAUAGUCAUCCUAAAUCUGGACUUCCACCAGAUUCUCUGACUGUUGAUCAUCAAUCUGUAUAUUGGACUAAUGACAUACAAGGACUUUUGAAUAGUGUGGACAAAGAUAGUGGUGACAAUUUCCAAUCCCAUGAUGCAACAGGAAUUUCUGUGGUUCUGGCAUAUGGCAGUAAUCUACAACCAAUGCCAGAUCUAUCAUGUUUGAGCCCAGAACCUUAUAACAAUUCUAUAAUAAAUGUGUGGUCAGGUCGCUAUGAAUUGACAUUGUCAUUGAUACCAACAAGAUGGCCAGCAGAAUGUGUUGGAUUGAGUAAAGCUACACUUGUAUAUACACUUUAUUAUGCACCUGUUGAUAGUGCUACUACUAGUAUGACUUGUGAUAAUGGCCUCAGUUGUAAAACAAAAGAAUCAGAGGAUACCAACAUCACUAUAAGUGAUCUCCAGCCUUAUACUUAUUAUGUAGUGCAGGUAGCUGUCAGCAAUAUCUAUACACAAACCUCACAACAACUUAGUAAACAUUACAUGUAUGCAACUCAACCAGGAGCUGGACUUCCUGAUAUUCCUGAAAUUCCUUAUUUUAAAGAAUAUGCUAAUGGUAUAUGGCAAGUAGAAUGGAUGGAACCAGAAAACAAUGGCGCUGAGAUACUGAACUAUGACUUACAGUAUUUAAGAAUGUCACAAGAGUACAAUAUAACUUCUAAUUGGACCACGGCCUACAAUGAAACUGAUGCAUUCUGGGUAAUAUCUGACCUUGAAGCUAGUUCAUCUUAUAAAUUCCGUGUGUGUGCCAUCAAUGAAAUUGGACAAAGUGAUUUCAGUGGACUCAAGAUGCCUACUAAAGGUGAUUCAUAUGAAUUGAUUAUAAUUAUAGCUGCUGCUGUUGUGGCAUUGGUUAUUAUUGUUAUCAUCUUAUUAAUAUGUCUUGCUGUAAAGAAAAGAAAAGAAAAACAGACUCAGCUUGAUGGUGAAGUAGUUAUACACUUUGAUCCUGAUCAAGAAUUAGCUACACUGAGAGCUUAUCCUAAUAAUACAAUACGACAGAGUAAUUGGAAUUAUGGAAAUCUUGACUUAAAUGUAGAGUUGCCACUUUUUCCAAGAGAGAGACUAAAGCUUGUUACUUUUCUUGGAAGUGGUGCAUUUGGUGAAGUAUUUGAAGGCUUGGCAUUGGAUAUUAUGGGUGACAACUCAGGUGAAACAAAAGUUGCCGUAAAGACAUUAAGAAAAGGUGCUACUGAUCAAGAAAAGGAAGAAUUCUUAAAAGAAGCCCAAUUAAUGAG